Molecule: messenger RNA, 2104 nt
Organism: Syngnathus acus (greater pipefish)
Lineage: Eukaryota; Metazoa; Chordata; Actinopteri; Syngnathiformes; Syngnathidae
Product: pyridoxal kinase-like
Exons: 12
Coding region: 231-1169 (312 amino acids)
Biological process (GO): pyridoxal 5'-phosphate salvage
Cellular component (GO): cytosol
Molecular function (GO): pyridoxal kinase activity
Source: RefSeq, a predicted model, not a curated record
GCGGAAGUACAACUAGCAAAGUCCGUGGUCCUCGGUCCGCCCAAAGAUGACGUUUAACGAACCCACGACAAAACAAUUUGACAGACAGCUUAUGAGUUGAAUAAGCAGAGAACGAAUCGGUGUGGUGGUGGUACUUUCAACGCGUCCGAAGCUGUGCAGAGUUUUAAUGUUGCUCUUGGACUUGUUUUGUUUGCUGAUUGUGCUUCGUGUUUUUAAUACCAGUUUGGCUCAUGGCGGCGAUGGAAUGUCGCGUUUUGUCCAUCCAGAGUCAUGUUGUCCGGGGAUAUGUUGGAAAUAAGUCUGCAACAUUCCCUCUGCAGGUUCUGGGCUUUGAAGUGGACUCCAUCAACUCUGUGCAGUUCUCCAAUCACACAGGCUACGCCCACUGGAAGGGUCAAGUCCUAAAAGCUGAUGAGCUCAAUGUGCUGUAUGAGGGCAUCAAGCUCAAUAAGGUCAACCACUAUGACUAUAUCCUCACAGGGUACAGCAGGGACACGUCCUUCCUGAUGACCGUGGUUGAAAUUGUUCAAGAGCUUAAGAAAGCCAAUCCUAGUUUGGUAUAUGUUUGUGACCCUGUAAUGGGAGACCAUGGUGCAAUGUACGUCCCCGAGGAACUUCUCCCAGUCUACCGGAACAAAGUAGUGCCUUUGGCUGACAUCCUUACCCCUAACCAUUUUGAAGCAGAGUUAUUAACUGGGAUUAAAAUCCAUACAAUAGAAGAUGCUCUUAAGGCGAUGGAGCUGCUUCACAAAAUGGGUCCAAAAACAGUGGUGCUCACUAGUACUGACUUGCCUUCAAAUCAAGGAGCCCUCCACCUGGUGGCCCUCGGGAGCCAGAAAAUCGUAAAACCAGAUGGGACGGUUAGCAUUCAGAAGAUCUGCAUGGAUAUCCCCAAAGUUGAUGCUGUGUUUGUGGGGACGGGGGAUCUGUUUGCUGCCCUGUUGCUUGCCUGGACUCACCAUCACCCUGAAGAUCUCAAGACUGCCUGUGAAAAGACUGUUUCAGUCAUGCACCAUGUAAUUAAGCGGACUAUUAAUUAUGCUAAUGAAAAAGCCGGCCCAGGGAAGAGGCCCAGCCCUGCGCAGCUGGAGCUGAGAAUGGUUCAGAGCAAAGGCGACAUUGAGAAACCGGUCAUCGUUGUGGAAGCGAACAUUUUAAAAACCUCUUAAUAUCGAAGAAUCUUGAAGAUGAUCAGUUGUGAAGGAUCAUAACUCAUGUUCUAGAUGGAGAUACUCCGGAAUCACUGCCAUACUUGUCUCUCCUAUGGCUUUUGUAAAUAUCAUCUUCCUUUGCAUAGAUUGAGAAAAAACCCAGAGAUAUUAGCCAAUAGGGCUUAUUUUUAGACUCCGUUUACUUAACUACUAAAUGUACUUUAUUACUCCUUUUAGAUAUACUCUAACUCAUAAACAGAUGCACGCUUGCACGUGCCUCUGCUGUCAGAACUUGAUUCAUCACUGAAGGUGUGUUGUUCACUCUACAUUUAACCUUAAAAACUUGAAAAAAUAAGUUCAAAGAAAUCCAGUAUUAUGCCUAAGAAGGUGUCACUUCAUGCUGAAAUAUUUAAUGGUUACAUCGUGAAUGUUUUAGCUUUUGGAGUCAUCUUUAUAACAGAAUAUAUAAUAAAAUCAUAAAGGUACGUAGGAAAAAUGUGACAGGUAUGUUCAUGGUCCGUAUACUUUUUUGGUACAUUUUAUUUCAUAGCUUUUUGUUUUACAAUUGCUGCUAAUCUUGAUUGUUUGAUGUCCUAAAAUCCAUCCCUUUCAAUCCAUACUUUUAACCUUUAAUCGUGAUGUUUCCCUGAAUUAGUACUCUAUUAGAUCCUCGUCUUAAAACUUCUCCAAUUGAAGGAUUUGCACAGGUGAUUUUUAAGAUAGAAUAUUUACUGUACUGUUGAUUGCCAUUUUGUUAUUACCAUAUCUAUACACGAUGAAUCAAUAGCCUUAAAGCAGUUAGGAAGCUAAACAGGUUUUGAAUGUUUAGUGUAUGUGUACAACUGUAUAAGUUGCGCCUCACAAAUAAUAUUUCAAGGCCAAAACAUUGAGCUGCUGCUCUGACAUAAAGUAAAUUGAAAGAUAGAUGUAAUAAAAACAAUUUAAUGACUUUA